AACGCAAUUAUCGGACACAUUACCCUCAAAACCACCCUUUCCCUUUCGUCGAUCUCCGUCUCCCUCAUCGUUUCCUCCCUCCUCUCUGUCUCUGUCUCUCUUCAAUCCCUUACCAGAUCUCGCUCUCUCUCCAGGAUUCGACAAUGGCGGCCGCUCCUACGCCUCGCGAAGAGAACGUGUACAUGGCGAAGCUCGCUGAGCAGGCCGAGCGCUACGAAGAAAUGGUGGAGUUCAUGGAGAAGGUGUCCGCUGCCGCAGACAACGAGGAACUCAACGUCGAGGAGAGGAAUCUCCUCUCCGUAGCCUACAAGAACGUGAUCGGAGCGCGUCGCGCCUCGUGGCGCAUAAUCUCCUCGAUCGAGCAGAAGGAAGAGAGCCGCGGCAACGAGGAUCACGUCACCGUCAUCCGCGACUACCGAUCCAAGAUCGAGUCUGAGCUCUCCAACAUCUGCGACGGUAUUCUCAAGCUCCUCGACUCUCGCCUUAUUCCCUCGGCUUCCUCCGGCGAUUCUAAGGUCUUCUACCUCAAGAUGAAGGGCGAUUACCACAGGUACCUCGCCGAGUUCAAGACCGGCGCUGAGCGCAAGGAGGCUGCUGAGAGCACUCUCGCUGCAUACAAAUCGGCUCAGGACAUUGCAAAUGCCGAACUGCCUCCAACUCAUCCAAUUAGGCUCGGCCUUGCUCUGAACUUCUCCGUAUUUUACUAUGAAAUCCUUAACUCUCCUGAUCGCGCCUGCAACCUUGCAAAACAGGCUUUUGAUGAAGCGAUUGCUGAAUUGGAUACACUGGGAGAGGAGUCAUACAAGGAUAGCACUUUGAUCAUGCAACUGCUUCGUGAUAACCUCACCCUUUGGACCUCGGACAUGCAGGAUGAUGGAGCAGAUGAAAUUAAAGAAGCAGCACCGAAACAGGAUGAUCAGUAGAGAUCUUUUACUGCUAAUUAGAAUUGAACUUCUCCUCUAUAUCUUUUUGAAGGGAGGUGUUUGUUGCUUAUAUCUUUGGUGCUGGAAUUUUAGGCAUUCAUGUCUGUUAUGAAUUGUGGAUGUACUGGGCCGUUUUAGUUUGUCCUUCCAUUUUCAAGUGUUUUCCAAAUUGCCUAUUUUAUUAAGGACGCUGAAGUUUUUUAUUUUACGGAAUUGGAAUUUUAAGAUUCUCUUCUAUCUAGUCAACUUGAUGUGUUUUGUUGGAAUUGGUUUAUGGUUUUGUACGUUUAACUAUUCUAAGGAUUGUACAUUUCAUUCUCUGAAAUAGAAGGUCUGUUGUUCGAGAUCA
Messenger RNA from Vigna radiata var. radiata (mung bean), 1272 nucleotides. RefSeq names its product 14-3-3-like protein. Gene Ontology annotation, cellular component: cytoplasm. The record is from RefSeq and is a predicted model, not a curated record. NCBI's taxonomy places the organism in Eukaryota, Viridiplantae, Streptophyta, Magnoliopsida, Fabales, Fabaceae. Bases 144 to 923 code for a protein of 259 amino acids. Gene Ontology annotation, biological process: signal transduction. The transcript has 4 exons.